This is a messenger RNA of Spinacia oleracea (spinach), 483 nucleotides long. RefSeq lists its product as uncharacterized. The transcript has a single exon. Bases 1 to 483 code for a protein of 160 amino acids. The record is from RefSeq and is a predicted model, not a curated record. NCBI's taxonomy places the organism in Eukaryota, Viridiplantae, Streptophyta, Magnoliopsida, Caryophyllales, Amaranthaceae.
AUGGUGUGGAAUAGACUGAAUGAUCCUAAGCAUAGAUUCAUUUGCUGGUUAGCUGUUCAAUCCAGACUUCAGACUACAGAAAAACUAUCAAAGAUAGGCAUUAGUCAAUCUGCUAAUUGCUUGAUUUGUGGGCUGGAUGAUGAGACUCAUCAACACUUAUUCUUUCAGUGCCAGUAUUGUAGGCAAGUUAUUAUAGCAGUUCAUCAGUGGGUUGGCUUCUCUAUUAAUGGCACUUUGGUUCAGUUACUCAGGAAAGCUGGACAAAGUAGAGCUUCUAGGUUCAGGAAGCAAGUAUAUUUUGCAGCUAUUGGUGCUGCUGUCUAUCUGAUCUGGAAAUGUAGAAACACUAGUUUUUGGGAUAGUACCAUUCCCGCUGUCAGUUAUAGUGUGAAGACUUUGAAGCAGAUGGUUAAGAGCAUAAUUCCAGUAGUUUUGCGAAAACAUGUAAGCAAGAGGGAUAGUGACUGGUUUACAAUUUUGUAA